UGGCCGUAAUCCUGGAAAGAUUCAUGGGUAGCGACGGUAGUGGGCAGAGCUCAGCGGAAGCUUGCGCAGCUUGCGCUCAUCAUGGGCGCUUCUUUAUCUCAAUCAGACGUACAAGGUCCAGUAUGUCCUGUGCAGCAGGAACAAGAAUCACCAUCCUCUUCGCCUUCCAAGCCUCGCCGUCUUGAGAAAUUGUGCAAGAUGAAAUCCUUUGGCUCUUUUGGCACCUUGGAGCGUCUAGGUGCUUGCCAGUUGGAGAAAUUCACAUCACGGACGCUUCAGAUCUCCAGCAAAGUGGAUCCGCCUACACCUGUUUGCCGUGCUUCAGACGAUGCCCCGGCGCUUCCCGUGAAGAGGGCCCCAAGUGUGCAGCGGCGGCAGGCACCUAUCAAGCACAUUUCUACAGCGCCAAAUUUGGGAAUUUGGGCAUGUGGCUCUCCAGUGUCAGAGCUGGAUGAAGGUAGUCCCUCUGUGACACCAUCGCUAGUGAAGGUGCCGACAGCCUCAAACUUGAUGGGCUUUGACUGGGAUGCCUUGGACGCUGAUGACCCAAUCGAAGAUUUUCAGCCUAUGUCCAGACUGUCCAGUAGCAGCCUGCCAGUGGUACUUGAAGAUGGCCCCGAGCUAAAGGUGUCACUUCCUUUGGUGCCGUGCUCAAAGCCCCUUGAGCCAGUGAGCGCUCCAAGCUCACCAUCUUGGCGAGGUAUGCGUAUUGCAAUCGUGGUCAACGGAUCUCGUGGAGAUGUGCAGCCUAUGGUGGCAUUGGCGCAGAAACUUCAGGAACACGGCCAUGAGGUGAUCAUUUUCACCAACGCCGACUCGGUAAGCACUUGCAAUGCUUGUGGCAUCGACGCAGUCUCAGUCUUUGCGGAUUGCUGUGCUGUGAUCCAAGAAAGUGGAGGCAUGAGUGGAGAUUUCGUUUCGGGGGUGUCCCGAGCGAAUUCCACGGCGUCAAAGUGGCUACGUUCCAAUCCUGGCGCUUGCGCACCAGUAGCCGAAUGCUUGCAGGGGUUCCAACCACAGCUUGUGGUUUGUGGCACAUUGGCAGUGGGGACUUGCAUCCGGUAUGAGGCUCAGGCAUCAGUGCCUGCUGUUUAUGUUUUCCUUUGCAGAGAGCUGCUAGAGUUCUUCAGUGAUGUCCUGUGCUUGCAGCCGGAAAGGCCAUGUUUCCUUGCCACAAACCCACUGCUUGACAGCGGACCGUUGCAAGCCAACAUCAGGCAAACAGGGACAUGGGACCUUCCUGACUACACAGAGGUCCCUAGCAAGUUGGAGGACUUCAUCACGCAGAAAGGCAAUGGCGGUCUUGCGAUGGGCUGGGGGUCGAUGAUUGCUUUUGGGCUGCCACCUGAGAAGAUGCUGGCUUUGGCUCUUCGUGUUUUGAAAUCCUUGCAGAUUCACGGUGUCAUUCUGGGUGGUUGGGCAAAGCUCGAUGAGCUCGCAGAGCAGCUGGCCAACGGAGAAUUGCAGAGCAUCGGAGAUGAUUGGCAGGAACUUGCCAAGUUUGCAGCUGAAAAUGUUUGCUUUGUCGCGGAGGCCCCACACGCUUGGCUUUUCCCAAGAUGCUCUUGCGUGGUGCACCAUGGUGGCCUUGGUACAACCCAAGCCGCCCUUCGUGCUGGUGUGCCCGGAGUGAUCACUCCUAUCUUCGGAGACCAGUUUUUCAACGCAUCCCAUGUGAAUCGCCUGGGAGUUGGUGUUGGCUUGGAGCAGCCAUUGCCGGAGCUUACUGUGGAGAACAUCACAGCAGCGGUUCGUUCUGCUUGGGAUAUGGCCAAGACAGCAGCGGAGUUCGGAGCCACACAGAUCAGCUCUGGUCUUGAAGAAGCGACGAAUGCACCUAGCCGCAGAGAUCUUCCGCCAAAACGUCGCAAAUCAGUUCUUUCAAGCGACUGGCAAAUACUUCACGCUAUUGCUGAGACCUGCUGCUGCCAUCCAAGAGUUCAUGCUUCUCCACUUGAGGAGUGGACUCUGGGAUAUGCGACUGCGCGAGCUCGAAGCCUUCGACUCAAAGCUGUGAGCCGCUUGCAUGGCUGUACAUAUGUGUACAGUGCCCAUGGCAGAACGAUGCUUGGCGUAUCAUUCUCAGAUAUGCUCAGUAGUUUCUUAUAAG
Messenger RNA from Cladocopium goreaui, 2110 nucleotides. Lineage: Eukaryota; Dinophyceae; Suessiales; Symbiodiniaceae. The record is from the annotation of a GenBank genome assembly.